Molecule: messenger RNA, 1331 nt
Organism: Vitrella brassicaformis
Lineage: Eukaryota; Vitrellaceae
Source: the annotation of a GenBank genome assembly
CGAGCGGAGAGAGGAGGCCUGCCGCUGCUUGGCGCAGCUUCGCAUGAGUGCAUGAAAUCGUCGUCGAUGGGCCGAGCGCUGUGCGCAUGGCGGAAGUCUCGAGAUCCAGUGGUUGAUGCAGAUUAGCCAUAGCGAUGGGUCAGGUCCCUGCUUCGUUCGCGGCGGAGCAGCCGUGUGCGCCAGUGAGGGCAGAAUCUGACUCUACUGGACAUAUAUCUACUGUAGAUUCCAAGGACGGGGAGCGACAGGUACAUGGGGGGUGACACUGUCAGACAGAGUGACCAUCUCAUAGGCAUGUUGCCGUGUUUUGUGUUGACGCAUGCGUCAGGCGUGUCGGGACCAGUUGAAUACAAUGCCGGCCAGCCACGAUGUCCGACAUCAGCUCCAGCUGGACGACCUGUGUCGGGCCAUCAGGGGGCCCUUCAUGGUCUACCAUGGCAGGGACGCCGGCACCGCAUCCCCUGUGGCGCAGGUAUGCAACACUGACUCAUCGUCCAUCGUCCGUGUGUGGUUUGCAAUGUGCACCUUUCUGCCUCAGGUGUGCCACAAGGGGCAGGUCGUGUCGCUCAUUCGCUUCGUUGAGUCCGCCCGCUACAUCACGCCGGAGGACCGCCAGCUGGUGUUCCACGCGCCGCUGUCGAGCAAGUAUGGGGUAGUGAUGGACUUCUCGAGGACCGCCACAGGGGACGAGUACGCCUGCGUCAACGCCGUGGCGCCCCUCCACGUCUGCCGAGCCGCCGUGCCCAACGUGCUGCCGGCCCUCCAGCGGUACCUGGAGCCAGGCGCCAAGGACAUCCUGCCAGGGUCACACAUGUGUGGUGUGCCGGUGGAGGGGCUGGCGCAGAGGCAGCUGUCGUGCACCUUCGGGCUGGCACUGGGGGUGGGUGUGCACUUCGCGCUGGCGUCGGCGACCUCCGCCUAUGUCCUCCUGUGCACCGAGCCGGCCGAUGCGGUAGCGUCCAGGGCCGUGAUCGCCAUGCCUUACAUGGAGAAGAGGGAACAGAGGGAGCUCCUGGCGGCGGGCGCGGAGGUGGUGUGGCUGCCGGUGCACCACCCCGAGGUGCGGUACCCCGAGAUCCUGCCCUUCCAGCGGCCAGGGGAGGUGCCGGUGAUCAAGACGCGCCAGGGGCGGGUGGAAUGUGUUGCCGAUCGGGCAUUGGCCCUCGGAACGUCCCAGACGGGGCGUCUGCCCGGUUUGUGGUGGCUGUGUGCUUGUUGACUGUUUGACUGAUGCACAUGGUGAUCCUCCUCCAGAGGACGACGCCCCCGCCGCCGCCCGUAGUCAGUGUGCACAUAGUAAGUAAGGGGAAGGGCGGGGCGGGAAAGGUAGG